Messenger RNA from Cladophialophora psammophila CBS 110553, 1746 nucleotides. RefSeq lists its product as uncharacterized. Lineage: Eukaryota; Fungi; Ascomycota; Eurotiomycetes; Chaetothyriales; Herpotrichiellaceae. Gene Ontology annotation, cellular component: cytosol; nucleus. The record is from RefSeq and is a predicted model, not a curated record. The coding region runs from base 1 to 1746 and encodes 581 amino acids. Gene Ontology annotation, biological process: protein deubiquitination. Gene Ontology annotation, molecular function: cysteine-type deubiquitinase activity; cysteine-type endopeptidase activity. The transcript has a single exon.
AUGCCUGACAAGCCUGCCACCGUCGUCGCGUAUGCGGCUGGUGCCUCUCUUGCCGCAAUUGCUGCCUUCUAUGUCUUUGGGCCGACCUUCUUCAUCGACGGCGAGAAUUCCUACAAUACCAACGAUGGCCGCAAACGCACAAUCAUCGGUCUGUCCAACCCGGCCAACGACUGCUUCAUUAAUUCGGUCCUCCAGGCCCUCGCUGGACUGGGCGAGCUCCGGCUUUACCUGAUCAAGGAAUUGCAUAGGAGACAGCUUGAUGGGCCCGAGAUUUAUGAAUCCGCCCCUCCCGUCCUGCGCAAGGGUGAAAGAGCUGACAGGGUUGUUGGUCUGCAAAAGGGUCCGGUCACUAAGGCGUUGAAGGAGAUGCUGGAUGCUUUGAAUGAGCGUCCCAUAUACAAGAAGACCAUUAGUGCAAGACCCAUGAUAGAGGCAUUGGAGAGGGCGUUCAAUACACGCAUUAGCCGGAAUCAGCAAGAUGCGCAGGAAUUUCUACAGAUUGUCCUCGAGCGGCUCUGCGACGAAUACCAUGCAGCACAGAGGGCACGCCUUAGGUUUACAAACCCAAGUCAGACCGAACAUACCGAAGAUACCUCUGCAGAUUCCAAGCCAUCUCCUACAGCUCGAGCAAUGACAGAGGUCACGAUAGGAGCUCGCGAGGGAUUCCCCUUUGAAGGUCGCAUCGAAUCCCACAUUCAAUGCCAGCGCUGCGGCUUCGAGACAAAACCUAGUGUCACAACCUUCGUCUCGUUAACCUUGAAUGUUCCUCAGAAGAGCGCUACUUCAUUAGACAAUUGUUUCGACAUGCUUCUCAAAAGUGAAGAAAUCGAUGAUUUUAAAUGCGACAAAUGCCGGUUGAAGCAUGCUCUACAAUGGAAGAAAACUAAAUUAUCGUCAGCCGCGACGGACAAGGACCAGGCAGCGUUGGAGAAAGACCUUGCUCUGAUCGAGCAAGCGCUACGAGAUGACCCAGAGAAGGCGCCCGAGGGGGUCAUCUUGCCUGACACGAGUUUGGCGCCAAAGAGCAAGAUCAAAAAAAUGACCCGCAUCACCGUGUUCCCCAAGGUGAUUGCUAUUCAUUUGUCUCGCUCAGUUUUUGAUCCAGGCAGCUAUUCGACCAAAAAUAUGGCCAAGGUGUCAUAUACGCAAAGAUUGCGCUUGGGGGGUUUGUUGAAUGAACAUUGGUACAAACUCCUGGGAGUGGUAUGUCACAAAGGCAGCCAUCAUAGCGGACACUACGAGUCCUUCCGGAGGAAUCAUGUGUAUGCUCCCUUCGCUACCCCUGAUCCGUUCAGUGCAUAUGCUAUCGCUACUCGCUAUACUAGCUUGGCUUCGUCAGCCACGCCUAGUCCAACUAUCGAGGCCACGCAUGGUGAUGGCCUAAAUGGGUCCGCUGCACCUCCUAAUGGGAACUCGACUACAUCACUGUCGACAGCCUCCCUAUCAACCGGGAACAGCAGACCAAAUUCUAACGGCAUGGAUGGCAAGGAUGCACGCCCGUUGACGCAAGAAGACAGUGCCAUGUCUCCAGUACAAAGAACGGACACUCACAUGUCGAAACAGAUUAGAACACAGGACCCAAUACCAGGCAAGUUCCGGCGACGGAAAAAAUCCAAUGAUCGGUGGUGGCGCAUUUCAGACGAUAAAAUCAAGGAGGCAAGGCUGUCAGAUGUUCUCUCAAUGCAGCGUGAGGUCUACCUGCUCUUCUAUGAGCUGGAACGACCAGGCGAUGAUCCUAACGCCUAA